Ceutorhynchus assimilis (cabbage seed weevil) is the source of this 1005-nucleotide messenger RNA. NCBI's taxonomy places the organism in Eukaryota, Metazoa, Arthropoda, Insecta, Coleoptera, Curculionidae. The record is from the annotation of a GenBank genome assembly.
AUGUCUAAUAAUGGGGAAAGUUAUUUACUGUCCAUAAAUUAUAUGGGUCAGGAUGUCCAAGUUAUGACUGAAGAUUUUGAUACAGCCAAUUUGCUAUUGAAUGACCAACAUGCAGCGUUUGAAUUUUUAAACAGGUUGGAUCCUGACAAAUAUCCCAUUCCUGGGGGAUCCAGGGAUACACAAGUACCAUUAUUUAACUUUAAUGUGCCACAACAAGAUUUAGGUGAAUCAAGAACUUCUUCUGUUCAAAAUGGUAAAGAAAAUGUCGAAAAUGAAGAGAUAUGGUGCAAAAAAAAGCCAACUGAAAAAGAUUUGAUGGCAACGGAGCUUUUCCUUUCUUUGAGAGAUCAAUAUAAAGAUAAAUUUAAUGAUACCAAAACCACCAAAACAUCCAUUUGGAAAAUUAUUGCAAAAAAACUUAUGGAGGAAAACUACAACCUAGGAAAAGAUCCUGUAGAAAAAUGCCGUCAGAAGUGGGCCAAUCUCCAAAAAAAAUACCUGGAACAUAUGAAACAUUUGAAAACAACGGGUGUGGAAAGAAUAGAAACUCCACCAUUUUUUGACAUUCUUCAUGGAAUAUUAGGAAGCAAAGAUAAAACCAACCCCAGAAUGCUGAUAGAUAGUGAAGACAUCAUCAGCGAAUCUACCUCGGAAGCCACUGAAGUGCCAAGUAUGCCCAAAACAGCAUUAGCUGAAGUCCAGGCUAAAGCAGACAAUCGACAAGACAAAAUAAACGAAAUAAAAAAAAGAUUUUCCAGUACAAUUGUCCCAAAAACAGCUACAGCCAAAAUUUGCCAGAUAAUUAAAGAAGAAAGUGAAAAGGCUAGAAAACAGGAUAAGGAACAAUUUAAAAAACUAGAAGAAAUUCUUGUGACUCAAAAUGAUCAAAGACGAGAAUUUUUGGAUAUUUUGAAAAGAAUAGCUCCAGUCGAGGCUCCCUCUAAAGAACCUCCCAGAAAAAAAAGACGCCCCAACUGUGAAGACUCUGACAGUCACAGUGACUAA